AUGUCGCCCAUCACCAAGACCCAGCCCUGGAAGGCCUUCCCUCGCACCGUGGCCGCUGAUGCGGGCGAGCUGACCCCUGCCGAGCUGGACAUGCAGCGCUCGUACGGCACCCACGCUUCCAACACCAAGGGCCGCAUCUUUACGGUCCAGGACAAGGUCCAGCCCUGGAAACGCGACUGGCCGGCCGCUGGCACCGACGCCGAGGCGCUGAGCGAGGAGGAGCUCAACAUGCAGCGCUCGUACGGCACCCACGCUUCCAACACCAAGGGCCGCAUCUUUACCAUUGCCGACAAGCCUGCCAACUAA
Messenger RNA from Pyricularia grisea, 306 nucleotides. RefSeq lists its product as uncharacterized. NCBI's taxonomy places the organism in Eukaryota, Fungi, Ascomycota, Sordariomycetes, Magnaporthales, Pyriculariaceae. The coding region runs from base 1 to 306 and encodes 101 amino acids. The record is from RefSeq and is a predicted model, not a curated record. The transcript has 2 exons.